Molecule: messenger RNA, 2354 nt
Organism: Paramecium octaurelia
Lineage: Eukaryota; Ciliophora; Oligohymenophorea; Peniculida; Parameciidae
Source: the annotation of a GenBank genome assembly
AUGGAGGAGAGUGAUAUGAGAAUAUGUUAAAAACAUAAAAUGGAGAUAAUUAUAGUGGAUCUUGAAAGUAGGAUUGCUUAGGAAGAUAGAUGUUUAUGUGUAAGAUGUAUAAUUGAAAGAAUGGAUAAGAAGAGAAUGAGUUUGAUUGAUGAAACAACGGAUAUGAUUAAAGAAAUGAAAAUGAAUGAAUAAAAUUAAAAGAUUAAGGAUAAUAAGAAGAGAUUAGAUAAUUUGAAUGGAAUUGAAUAAUUAUUAAGAGAACUUAAAUAAAAUAUGGAUUCUCUAUUUGAUAAGAUAUUUAUUAAUAUUCAAUUGAAAUUGAGUUAGAUAUCAAAAGAUAUAAGUAAUGUUGAAUCAUAAUCUAUUAUAUUUAAUUUUUAGGAUGAUAUUGAAAGAUUAUCUUAAUAUUAAGAAUAUUAAAUUAAUGAAUAAUCAAUUAAAUUAAUUGAAGAUGAUCAUAAAUUUAUAGAGCAAAUACAAAAAUAAUUAGAAUCUUUUAUAAAUUCUGAAUAAUAUAAUAAAUUAAUGAAUAAUUCAAAUAUUGUUAAGAAAUCUGAAUUAGAAUAGGAUUUAAUAAAUAAUGAAUAGAAAUAUGAAAUCAUAAAAGUAUAAGAUUAUGUAUAUUAUUAUGUAUUUAUAAUAAAUUAGAAAACACCUGCAUUGAAAAUGAUUUGCUAAGAACAUACUAAAGAAAUUAUAAUGUUUAAUUUGAAUGCAAAUUGUAAUUCAUAACCAAGAAUGGCUUGUGUUAAAUGUGUUUAAUAAUAUCCUGCAUAAUAUACUCCUUUAGAAGAUGUCAAUAUUUAAUGGGAAUCAUAUUAAAAGAGAAAUUAAACUAAUUUGAAUGAAUUAUAAAAUACAAGGAAUUCUAUUUAAUAGAAAAUACUUAAAAUGAUUUAAGAGAUUAAAUUAUAAAAUGAUCAAAUAUUUGAUGAAUUAAUAUAAUCUUUAAUUAAUUAAGAAUAAUCAAUAGAAUAGAUGAAUUAGAAUGAAAUUAAUAAUAAAUCAAUUAAUUAAUUAACAUCUAAUUAAAUAAAUGAAAUAAUAAAUUAAUUAAGUUAAAUUGAUAAAUUCAAAACAUAAAAAGAUCAUAAAAUGAAUAUUGAAAAGAUUGAUUAAAUAUUCUAUUCAGAUUUAAAAUCUAGAUUUGAACAUUUAAUUUAAUAUUAAUAAAUAAAUGUUUAAAGAUUCAAUUAAAUUCUUAUUAAUGAUAAUAAAGUAAUUAAUGAAAUUGAUAAUUUAAUAUAAUCAACAUAAGAUGAUUCAUAAGAAUCUAUCGAAAUAAAUUAAAUACUAGAAUAAAUUAGAUAAUUUAUGUAUAAAUCUGUUAAUUUUGAAUUUUCAUAAACACUAUUUAUUCAAACUAUUAAUUAAUAUAUAAAGAUUAAGGAAAAUAUCUAGAAUUUAUAAUAGAUUUUAAGUAAUAAAAUAGAAAAGUCUUAAGAAUUACAAUGCAUAUUCAAUGAAUUCAAUAAUUAUUCAGAUAAAUUCAAUGAAGAUUACAUUUAAUUUUAAUAAUAUAUAGAAAUCAAUUAAAAAGUGAAUGAAAUUACAUAAUUAAAAGAAUAAAUUGAUUCUAUUCUAAAAGAAAAAUCAUAAUAAACAACUUAAUUUGAAAAUGAUUUGAUAAAAAUGAAAUAAUAAAUAGAAUCUAUUAAUAAACAAAAUUUAGAAUCAAAGAAUUCCUUUGAGAAAUAAAUUAAAACAAAAGAAGAAGAUAACAAAUAAUUAAAAGAAUUAAUAGAAUAAAUUAAAAAAUAAAAUCUAAAUUUAGAAUAGAAUUUAAAUAACUUUGCUGUAAUAUUUCAUUAAUAUUAUUAAUAUAGCCAUCAUAAUAUCAGAAGUAAUUAAAUUUUUCCUAAACACAUAAACAUCCAAGUUGUGAAGUAACAUAAAAUGGAAAGAUGGUUUAAAAUGGUGCUUAUUGUCUAUGUGAUUAAGUCAUUCCUAAAAAUGGAGUCACAUCAUUUGCAUUUAAAAUCAUUUAAUUAAAUUAAUCUUGUUUCAUUGGUAUUGGAAUGAGAGAAAUCAUAUAAAAAAAUAAUUAUGAGGGAAAUGUUGUUUUUGGGUGUGGGUAUUUAUUUAUUUUAUUCUAUUUGAUCAUAUACAAUAGCAUCAGAUAAACGUUGUUUUUCACACCAUGAAUAGGAUAAAAAUAAUUAACGCUUAUCAUUUAAUUUCACAAUUAAUGAUAUCAUAAUAGUAGAAGUUAACAUUUAAAAUAGAAACAUCAAAUGGAUCAAAGCAAAUACAAAUCAAUCAUUUGUAAUUAUUCUAACACUAUUAUAUAAUAGAAUCUUUCAAUAGAAACAACUUAUGAUUUAUAUCCAUGCUUAUGGGUGUGUAUGAACGGA